GUGAUCCUCCACAAAGAAGGCCUGGGUGAGAGGAGCUAGGGCUCCUUUCCGGGACCUUGGGGGACACCUGCGGGCUCCCCUGCUCAGCGGCCGGCGGGAAGUCCCUCACGCAGCACCGGCCGCGGCCCCUCGGGGGCGCUGCGGAGCCCGGGAGCGGCCAGGCCCGCCCGCCGCGCUCACUCGCUCCGCGGGCUCGCUCGCGGGAGGUUCCCCGGGCAGCCGCGUCCCGCCGCUCCCCGCGUAGCCGGAGUCUCCCGCGCGCCUGCCGCUCCACUCUGGUCCCGCCGCGCCACACGACGCCCCGCCCGACGGCGACAUGGGCGUCCCCCGGGUCGCGGUCGCUUGCGGCCGGCGCUGGGGCCCCGUGCUCUUUGCUGUCUUCCUGGCUGCGUCCCGAGGUCUGGUGGCAGCCUUCAAGGUCAGCACGCCAUACUCCCUGUAUGUGUGUCCCGAGGGGCACAAUGUCACCCUCACCUGCCGGCUCCUGGGCCCUGUGGCCAAGGGGCACGACGUGACCUUCUACAAGACGUGGUACCGCAGCUCUUGGGGCGAGGUGCAGGCCUGCUCAGAGCGCCGGCCCAUACGCAACGUCACAUUCCAGAACCUUCACCUGCACCACACGAGCCACCAGGCUGCCAACAGCAGCCAGAACCUGGCCCGGAGCCACGGGCUGGAGCUGGCCUCUGACCACCACGGCAACUUCUCCAUCACCAUGCGCAACCUAACCUCGUGGGACGGCGGCCUCUACUGCUGCCUGGUGGUGGAGCUCCGGAGCCACCACUCGGAGCACAGGGUCCACGGGGCCAUGGAGCUGCAGGUGCAGAGAGGCAAAGACGCACCAUCCAAAUGCAUUGCCUAUCCGCCCUCGCCCCAGGAGAGCGAAAACAUCACGGCCGCGGCCCUGGCCACGGGCGCCUGCAUCGUGGGAAUCCUCUGCCUUCCUCUCAUCCUGCUGCUGGUCUACAAGCAAAGGCAGGUGGCCUCCAACCGCCGUGCCCAGGAGCUGGUGCGGAUGGACAGCAGCAGCAACACCCAAGGACUGGAAAACCCCGGCUAUGAGGCCUCUCCAACCUCCCAGGGGAUGCCUGAGGCCAAGGCCAAGCCCCCACUGUCCUAUAUGGCCCAGCGGCAACCUUCAGAGUCCGGGCGGCACCUGCUCUCAGAGCCCAGCACUCCCCUGUCUCCUCCAGGUCCUGGGGAUGUCUUCUUCCCAUCCCUGGACCCUGUUCCUGACUCCCCAAGCUUUGAGGUCUAGACCAGCUCGGGUGCAGUGGAUGGCCUGGGGCAGGUGCACUGGAGCUGGACCAGCCCUCGGCAUGGCCUCCUCGGCCUUGGUUUGCUCUCUUCUGCUCUGAGCCCAGACUUUGUGACCCCCCCCCCCCCCGAUGCCCAGACCCUCUCCCCCUCUGGAUGCUGCAGGGGAAGGAAGAUGCUGGAUUGCUCGGUCCCCUCCCAGUGAUGAUGGGGUGCUGGGGUCCCCCUCAAAGACUUGAAGCUCACCAGCUGCAGAUGCCAAAUGACCUGCAUCCUAACAAGUCCCGGAUGCCCAGCUCUGCCAUAGCCUCUCUCUCUGGGACACGAGCCUUGGGGCCUGGGCGCAUCGACGGGACAGUGGAGAGACUCCUGCCGCCCGCGCUGGACCUGGCCCCCGCCCCACCCCCAGCCCCCAGCUCAUCUGAGGCUAUUGCACUCACUCUUUGAGCCCUGGGCGGGGGGUCUCUGGGCCUGGGCGGACCUGGCCCUGGUCACUGGCGCUUGCUCUGUGCUUCUGAGUAGCCAUCUCUCUGAGGGUCUGUCCACAGGUUAAGUGAGUCUAGGGCUCCCGCUGCUUGCAUUCUGAUCCCCAGAGGCUCCGAAACAGGAAGUACGUGUUGGGGCACGGUGGCCGCUGUGCGCCAGCUGAGGUCUUGGGCAAUGUGCAACCAGGCCAGGGGCUGAACUACCCAGCGCCUGUGGGAGGCCUAGGAAGCUGAGUGUUAGGGACCUCUCUCUUGCCCUUGCCAUCCCCAACACCUGCUGCGUGUGGCAGUGGCAAGGGUGGGCACACAAUGUCUCGACACUUCUGAGUGUGCAAAGGGGGUGCUAUUAAAACUACAGGGGGCAAAUGCUGAGCAUACACUGUGAGGGCCCAGCUUGAACCCUUGCUUCUGAGGUGCCCCAGCCCCCUGCCGUCUUUGGCCUGAGGGGCCACACAAUUGCUUCUGCUUUGCUCCAGAACCUUCUGCCCCCUCCUGCUUCCGGGUCUGACCUGCGUUUGUUUUUAUACACACAUGCCAGGGGGUCCUCGGUGGCAUGGCGAGGGGAGGGUGGGGGAGGAAGGGGUGUCUCUCUGUAGUCUGGAGGGAGCAGGGGUGUGGCUGUGCUGUGUGGAGCCCCCCAGCCAGCCCUUAGCAGGACAGGAGCCCUGGGCUGUGCAGAGGCCUCACCUCCAACCCAGGCAUCCAGCUUCCCGCAGCCUACGCUGCUCUGCUGAGCUGGGCCCGGGUGCUGAGAGCCAGGGCUUGGGGUAGCCCCACAGGCCCAGCAGGCGGGGAGAAGUCCGGCCCAUUGCCUGGGGGGCAGGGGCAGGACAGGGGAGCAGUGAGUGUGUGCUGCAGUGGGAGCCACCUGGACAUGCGGCCCUGCAUCCAGGCCCCCUUGGCAGGGCCAAGGGCACGGUCACUGCGGGCUUCCCCUAUGCCUGCUGCUGAGCUGGGGGCCCGGGGCCUUGAGGAGAGAGUGAGCACGUGGCCUGCCGCCUUGAGAAGCCGCAGCACCGAACUGUGUGCUCCUGGGGCCCCUUCUGCAGUUCUGGGACACUCGGCGCCAGCUGCCCUGCAGAGAGGGUCCUGUCCUCACAGCACAAGAGUCGGGGGGGUGACACCUGCUCCAACCCACAAACCCAACUCCCUUCCGCUGGCUCAGCACAAACAGCGCUGCCUGCUGGGGAGGCCUCAGCUGCAGAGCCUGGGGGCCAGGUGACUUCUAAGAACGGAGCUGCCAGAGCCCAGAGCGGGCCCUGCCGGGGCGCAGGCCCCCAUUUCCGCCAUGGCUUCCUCCUGCACACCUCGCGCUCUCCUCUCCCCUGGACCCUCCCGAGUAAGCGCAUCUCGGCUUCGCGGUUUCCUGUUUUCAGAGACACCUACUCUGAGCUCCAGGCUCCCUCUUCAUCCAUGACCAUGACUCUGUCUGCACAGGGGCAGGGGCAGGGGCAGGGGCAGGGGCGGGGCGCUGCGGGCCAGGUGCCUGGGACAGAGUGCGCGGGGCGGGACUGGAAGCUGGCACUGACGGAGGCCCCGGCAGGGGUGUCUGUGCCUUCAGGAAGGAGUUCACUGUGAGGACAGCACCAGGGAGGGGUGUUCGUACCUACGUCCUGUACUGGGGUCAGCGAACACCUCCCGGGGAGAGGCAGCGGCUGCGCAGCACCUGCUGGUCAGACUGGCCCUGCCUGGGGGAGGGUGUUCCGGCACUGCUGGGCCUGCCAGAGUUCCCUACUACCUGCGGCAGCCCUGGGCCUGGGCAGGGGGCUAAUGCCUGGCCUUUCAGGGAGCAAUGCAGUGGGGCCAAGGGGCUCCUGAGGGGACCUCCCCUCCAACCCUGACUCCCGGAAGAGGCCGUGCUGGGUGUCCCUGUAGGAGCACCACAGGGCUGCCCGGUUGUGCUGGGGGUGGGGGGAGGGGAGCAUGCUAAGAUUAUUUUCUGGGAACUGCAAUGGGCAAAAGAGGAACCGCCAGGGUGCUGGCCGCCCAGCCUCUCCCUGCUUUGCAAUCAGUUCUCCUCCCCCAGGGACGCUGCGUCUCCCUGACUGUGCAGAGUUCUGGGUGGGCAGGGGCUUUGAGCUGGCUGCCGAGCUGCUGCCGGAGAGCGAGCCCCUGGGUGAGAGGCUGAGCCAGGCCGCGGCUGGUCCCCUGGAGCACGUGCUGCGGCCGGGGCCGCCUCCCACCUGCCCCCAGCUCUGGUUGCCAGCGGCUGUGCCUGGGCAGACGGGGCCUCAGCAGCCGUCACGGCCAGGCCGGGGGGUUGGGGGCAGGGUGCACAGAUGUUGCUGGUUUUGCAGUUCUGGUCAGUUGGUAUUGCUUCCUGGACUAGGUGUUGAGAGGGAUUCUGAACUGUGGAUAACAGCUGACUGAGACUGCCGAGAUUGGCGGGCGAUGCCUGCCCAGGAGAGGGAAGUGGCAGUACGAGUGUGUGUGCUCUGUCUGUGCUGCUCUGUUAAAAUGCCCUGUGCUCCUGAAACACGUGCGUGUGAGCGAGCUAUUCCUUGUUUGAGCCCCCAGCCCCACCAGGCUUCACUGUCCCCACUUCAUGCAUUUGGAAACCGAGGUUCUGAAGGGUUAGCCUUUUGUCAAAACGAGUGACCUGUGGGACUGGGAUCCAAUGCCUGGGUCUCCUGCUGCCCUGGCCCAUGCCCCUCCUGGCCCCUUGUCACUGAACUGAAUGGUGGUACAGCCCAGGCAUGGUCUUCACCUUGGACUUAACUACAGACAUAUCAGGGCCUGGGGAGAUGAGAUAGGCCCACAAGUCCACAGAUUCACCUCACUCCACAUGGGCCAUGUUCCUGCCUGGGCCCUGCCUGGCCCUUCUUGUGAGUCCAGAAGACCCAGCUGCCCACGUGGAGGCCCCGUGCUCUGCCCUUGGCCUGCAGUAUGGGUGGGGGAGGGGAGAGCCCUCAGUUCAUGGCAGGGCCUGGAGGCCUCUUGCAGGAACUGAGCCGGUGGCCUGAGCAACAUCUGGGCAGCUGCAGGACACCCUUCCAGAAGCAAGGCCAGGAGAAAGUCCAGCUUCAUCCAUGUGUGUGCAGCACCGGGAAGGAGGCGGGUGGGGUUUCCUGAGCCCGCGCCGGUGGGGGAGGCAGGGCUUAGAGCAGAGAGCCCUGUGCACCAGACACGAGGCGUGUGCCAAGAGCAGCGUCCCCGCUCACGGACUAUCAGGCGGGCCCUGCUGGGUAUGUGGGCACCACGUGUCGGGGGCUGGGAGAUUUUACUUGUUCUUUUGCCUGGUCCCCACCAGCCUGCUAGCCAGGGCUUUUAUCACCCGCUGCCUGCAGGGAGGCCUGGGUCAGGCCGUCCUGCCUGCCCGCUGGGCUCCGCUCUUGACCUCUUUCCACCCUUCCGCCUAGCUCCUGACAGCCACUGAGACCCCUCCCCCAAGCCUGGCCUCCCACCACAGCUGUGCCGAGCCGCAGGGCCAGCGCUGGGCGGAGGCGGCCCAGGCUGCUCGCUGGAAUGUCCGGCUCUCAGAACCUGGGGGAGGGGCUCAGGGAGGACAGUGGAGCUGCGGCACGGGGCGGUGCUCGGACCUUCUGGGCUUCUGGGAAGCUGCUGGCCGCUGAGCCCAGGCCCCUGCGUAGAGAGCUUCAUCCCUUAAGACAAGGGCGUAAAGGAGUCUUUCUCCGGAACACCCUCCCCGGUUCCUGGCUCCCAGCAGCUGUCAUGGGGCAGUGUCUCUGCUCCCUCUCCCACCAGACGCGGGGCUCCGCCUCCCAGCUCACACAGAGGUGGUGUCCAAUGGAGAAAACACCCCUACACAUACCCCUGGCCCCCAGGCUGGGCCCGAGCUGCAAGUGGGACUCGGAGGACAGCGCGGGGCCCGAUCUGUGCAGGGUGGCACCUGCCUCCGGCCAGUAGACCUCAGGAGGGCUGUCCAGCCACUGCUUGGGACUCAGGGUGGCUGCGAGGGGCUGGGAGCAUCUUGUCCCUCGUCCUCGACCCAUCCAGCUAUCAGCACACCCAGAGACUGGAUGGUGGCCCGCCAUUCUGAGAGGUUAAUGUGGCCACGGUGACUUCCUGUCUCAAUUCCUGCUUCUAGGGACCACUGCUGCCUCCACACCUGUGUGUUAGGAGGCGAGGGUUCCCGCUGGCUGCCGCCCUGUGAACUCCAGGGCCGUGCAUAUGUGUGGAGGGAGGAGGGGUGUGCUGCCUGGCCCAGGUCCGGAUGGGGAAGGGUGGUGUGGCCAAUGCGGACAGGUGCACACUCAAAGCCUGUCCUCUACCUCCUCCUUACAGAGUCCCAAUUCUGCUUGUGGGCAGUAACGAAUGUAGUUCCCUCCUCCCCCAAGUAAUAAGCCAAUUGUGACAACCUGCCUCACUUUUUUCUAACUUCCCUGGAGCUAAGGUGCCCUUGUGCCCAUGUCUGCUCAGAGACCGAGCAAAAUUCUGGAGGGUGGUUCUGGGAAAGCUUUCACCUUCCUGAUAAAGGAGGAGAAGUGGCUGGCAAAGGAUCAAAGUGGACUUGAUGGCUGGAGCCAUAGCAGCUAUCUCGCAACCAUGAGCAAAAGGCUAAGAAACAUGAGCCCUGACAUCACUGAGCCCAGCAUCACCAUCUGUAAUUCUCUCCAGAAUCCCUGUUAGGUGAAGGAACGCAUCUUGAUUUGUGACUCCAUAGUUAAGCGUCCCUUUACUUGGAGACAAACAUAUCUUUCAAUGCCAUUGGAGGGAUGACCAAGAAGAGUCACUCUGAGGGUAGGCGCAGGGUGGCAGAGUUCUGUCAAUACUGGGUCCCCCCACGGCACCUCCGUGACACCCUUGCUUCCAUUGCCCCUGCCCCCAGGCGGUUACAGCUGUCCUGUGAAUGCUCCUCUCAUUAGCCCACUUCUUGGGCCCCUGGGAGUACUGCCCCACCCCCACACCCUUCCUAGGAACUCCCCUCCCACAGCAUCAUUGCCAAAGGGAGGGGCUCAUCUGCAAGGAGCUGCAGGCUGAGGCCUCACUUGCAUCAAAACCCUGGUGGGGACGGAUUGCAAGGCUGUGCCUGCUCCUGACCCCUCCGGGGGCCUCACUCUUUGCAAUAGUUUGCCUCUUAUUUCUUCAAACAGCGGCAUUUAUGUCCCCAUAUCAAAACCGGGCUGGUCCCGCUUUGGUCAAGAGAUUUUCAUGAACAGUCUUGUGCCAAUGCCAAACUUGGUGCCCGUGAGGCCCCGCAUGCUUCUGCUCUCUCCCCUGCAGCCUUCCCAGUGCCAUAAGAACAAGCCUGGGGCUGCCCAGCUGACCUGCCACUGCCUACCCGUGAAUCAGAGUGCUGUGUGGAGAGCAGAAGAACCGCCCAGCUAAGCCCAGUCUAAAUCACCAGCCUGCAGAAUCAGAGCUAAAUAAACGGCUGCCGUUUUAUGCA
This is a messenger RNA of Oryctolagus cuniculus (rabbit), 7089 nucleotides long. Lineage: Eukaryota; Metazoa; Chordata; Mammalia; Lagomorpha; Leporidae. The record is from RefSeq and is a predicted model, not a curated record.